GCCGUCGUCCACCCGCGAGCCGGAGGCAGGAUUCACAGAUGGAUUCAGAAGAUAAGACAACAAAUAAAGGUGAACAAAAAUCAAGCAGAAAGUUUUUAAAAAGCCUCAUCCGGAAGCAGCCCCAGGAGCUGCUGCUGGUCAUCGGGACUGGCGUCAGCGCGGCCGUGGCCCCAGGCAUCCCCGCCCUGUGCUCCUGGCGCAGCUGCAUAGAGGCUGUCAUCGAGGCUGCAGAGCAGCUGGAGGUGCUGCACCCCGGGGAUGUCGCCGAGUUCCGGAGGAAGGUGAUGAAGGACCGGGACCUGCUGGUCGUGGCCCACGAUCUCAUCCGGAAGAUGUCACCUCGCACAGGCGACACCAAGCCCAACUUCUUCCAGGACUGCCUGAUGGAGGUGUUUGACAGCCUGGAGCAGCACAUCCAGAACCCCCUGGUGCUGCAGUCCAUCCUCGGCCUCAUGGACAAGGGCACCAUGGUGCUCACCACCAACUACGACAACCUGCUGGAGCUCUUCGGGCAGCAGCAGAACAGGCCCAUGGAGUCGCUGGACCUGAAGGACAAGACGAAGGUCCUCCAGUGGGCGAGAGGCCACAUCAAGUACGGAGUUCUCCACAUCCACGGCUUAUACACUGACCCCUGCGGGAUGGUGCUGGACCCGUCAGGAUACAAGGACGUCACACAGGACCCCGAAGUCAUGGAAGUCCUGCAGAACCUGUACCGCACCAAGUCCUUCCUGUUCGUGGGCUGCGGAGAGACCCUGCGCGACCAGAUCUUCCAGGCCCUCUUCCUGUACUCGGUGCCGAACAAGGUGGACUUGGAGCACUACAUGGUGGUGCUCAAGGACAACGAGGACCACUUCUACAAGCACCAGGCCGACAUGCUCCUGCACGGGAUUAAAGUCGUGUCCUAUGGCGACCGCUUUGACCUCUUCCCCGGAUAUGUGCAGGAUCUCACCACUCAGAUCUGCAAGCAGCGGAGCCCAGACGCGGAGCGAGUGGACAGCACCACGUUCCUGGGAAAUGCAUGUCAGGACUGUGCAAAGAGGAAAAUGGAAGAGAAUGGAAUGGAAACUCCCAAAAAACUCAGACAACCAGAUACGGACGAUGCUGGAGGGUCUUGAUCUUUAAGACCAGUUAAACCCUGCAGUUUGAGAACCAGCCCUCUGUAACCAGUGCCAUGCCUAAGCAGCGAGGAGCGUGCCGAGGCCUGCACCCGGAUCUCAGCCCCAAGCCGUCACGUGCCCCCAGAGCCGCAUGGAUGUGUGGCCUUCAAGGCCGGGUAUAGAGCUCUGUGUGCUUAUCUGCUGGGAGGUGACACGGACACACUUCAGGAACACUGUAAGGACUGAUGAACAGCUACCUCAGGGACCAACAUGUGGGAAGGGAUGUGCCUGGCGUCUAGUUCCAUUUGACCUGCUCUCUGCAUCAGGGUAUUUCUGCUGAUACGGGGGAGACAAGAUCGUCCAAACAACAGUCGUUGCCAAAGAGAAAGAACUGCACACAGGCACCUAUAUUUGAUGAAUUUUUAUGUGGAAACACCUGUUACUAAAGAAAGCAUUUUAAACCUGUUUGUUACAUUGGUAAUAGUAAAGAGGCACUGAAUCUACUAGUGAAAAUGGUUUUUAGCAGAAUGACACAGUCAGUAGGGCUCCGGAGUCACAUCGUCCAGUAACCGUGCUCCGAAGGGAAGGCAGGCCUGGCACCGCUGAGCUGCCAGCGUCCAGAGCCGGGGCCUCUGAGGCAGCCGUCAGUGCUGAGCACUUGCACCGUAGGGCUGAGCCCGGGGAAGUUCCAAAUGGAGUGUCAGUUCCGAGCUCUGUGAGUCUUCAUUUUCUAGGCCAAGGUCCCAGCUUCUGUCCUCUCAACUUUUCCCCUGUGCCUCAAGCCAAAGGGAUUUCCGCAGAGGGAGGUAGGUAAGCCCGGUAAAGGGCCUGCUGGCCCGAGGCAUCUUCGGGGCUCACCACGGGCGGCAGCUGUGCUGGGUGCUGUGCGUGUGCGGGGAGGCCCCUGCCGGAGACCAGGCGGAGGCACAGUGAGGCCCUUCCUCUGAGCUCAGCCCUGCGCGCCUCCGUGGUUGUGCAGCACCUCCCUGGCACAGUCCCCACUGGCCCCGGGCAAGGGAAGAACAACAAACAGAGGUCAGCCGGGAUAGGGCUGAGACGAGAAGACACACACCGGAGACAUUUCUUCCCCUUUUGAAGCAUGGAAACAAAUCUGUGUCACACUGGUCAUGAAUAAAAUUUUAUUGGCAACCC
Molecule: messenger RNA, 2249 nt
Organism: Chinchilla lanigera (long-tailed chinchilla)
Lineage: Eukaryota; Metazoa; Chordata; Mammalia; Rodentia; Chinchillidae
Gene: Siral2
Product: family with sequence similarity 118, member A
Source: RefSeq, a predicted model, not a curated record